GCGUGUUCCAUAACGGGGCCUCACGAUCCAGCUGUGCCGAGGACAAGACGCCCUGAGCGGCCAGGAGAGAGCGAGUCUUCCCGGUGUCUCGUCACGGUUGUUCCAGCGGCUGGUGGGGGGAAGAAGCGUCCGACAUGAGCAACGCGGCGUCCAGCGAUGUCACCAGGAGGCGGGUCCAGAACGGCGCCAACGGGUCGGCGGGGGAGAAGAGCGAGAAUGAGUCCGCGCAGUGGGGGAGAGCCUGGGAGGUGGACUGGUUCUCCCUGGUCAGCGUGGUGGCCUUGCUCCUCCUGGCCCCGGUCCUGGUCUUGUUCCUGGUGAUGGUGUGUGACCAGUACCAGUGUUCCAUAUCCCAGCCUGUGCUGGACGUGUACCAGGGCAGGAGCACCCUGCUCUCCAUCUGGGCCCGCGUACCCUCGCCCACCUGGAUGGCUGCCAAGAUCUACACUGCCUGGGUGCUCUUCCAGGUGUUGUUGUACAUGUGCAUCCCUGACGUCCUGCACAAAGUCCUUCCUGGUUACGUCGGGGGAGUCCAAGAAGGUGCCAGAACGCCCGCAGGUGUGAUCAACAAGUACCAGAUCAACGGGCUGCAGUGCUGGCUGCUCACUCACUUCCUGUGGCUGCUCAACACUCACUACUGGCACUUCUUCUCUGCCACCACCAUCUUUGACCACUGGAUGCCCCUCAUGUGGUGUGCUAACCUGCUGGGCUACACCGUCUCCACCUUUGCCUUCUUUAAAGCAUACCUCUUCCCCACCAACCCACACGACUGCAAGUUCACAGGCAACAUGUUGUACAACUACAUGAUGGGAAUAGAGUUCAACCCCCGUGUGGGUCGAUGGUUCGACUUCAAGUUGUUCUUCAACGGGCGCCCUGGCAUCGUGGCGUGGACCCUCAUCAACCUGUCCUACAUGGCCAAGCAGCAGGAAGUCUAUGGUCAUGUGACUAACUCCAUGGUGCUGGUCAACCUGCUGCAGGGUAUUUAUGUGCUGGACUUCUUCUGGAACGAGGCGUGGUACCUGAAGACCAUAGACAUCUGCCACGACCACUUUGGUUGGUACCUGGGCUGGGGAGACUGUGUGUGGCUGCCAUACCUGUACACGCUACAGGGUCUCUACCUGGUCUACCACCCGGUGCAGCUGUCCCAGACCCACUUCCUGCUGGUCCUGCUCCUGGGUCUGGUGGGCUACUACAUCUUCCGUGCCACCAACCACCAGAAGGACCUGUUCCGCCGCACCCAGGGCGCCUGCACCAUCUGGGGGGGGCAGCCCGCCUUCAUCCAGUGCUCGUACCGCUCGGCCGACGGCGCCGUGCACCAAAGCAAACUGCUGACCUCGGGCUUCUGGGGCGUGGCACGCCACUUCAACUACACGGGUGACCUGAUGGGCUCGCUGGCGUACUGCGCCGCCUGUGGCUUCCAGCACCUUCUGCCCUACUUCUACCUGAUCUACAUGAGCGUGCUGCUGGUGCACCGCUGUCUGAGGGACGAGCACCGCUGCAGCAGCAAGUACGGAGCCGACUGGCACCGCUACACCCGCACCGUGCCCCACCGCCUGCUGCCCGGAAUCUUCUAGAGAGUGGCCGCUUCCACACCAAUCAGCAGCAAGUACUGAGCCGACUGGCACCGCUACACCCGCACCGUGCCCCACCGCCUGCUGCCCGGAAUAUUCUAGACAGCUCUUGUCAUUUGUCACCACUUCCACACCAAUCAGCUGCUUGCAAUACUAGAAAAGCUUCAUCAGCACUUUUCCACAUGCAUCAUGUGACCUCUUUUAGUACUUUUCCACAUGCAUCAUGUGACCUCUUUUAGUACUUUUCCACAUGGGUCAUGUGACAUCUUUUAGUACUUUUCCAGAAGGGUCAUGUGACGUCGUUUAGUACUUUUCCAGAUGGGUCAUGGGACAUCUUUUAGUACUUGUCCUCAUGGGUCAUGUGACGUCGUUUAGUACUUUUCCAGAUGGGUCAUGUGACAUCUUUUAGUACUUGUCCUCAUGGGUCAUGUGACAUCUUUUAGUACUUUUCCAGAAGGGUCAUGUGAUGUCUUUUAGUACUUUUCCAGAUGGGUCAUGUGACAUCUUUUAGUACUUUUCCAGAUUGGUGGGGAACCCCUUCCCCACCAAUCAGCUGCUUGCAGUACAUAAAGACGUCAUUUUCCCAGCAAAGCAGAGUGUCUUCCAGUCAUCAAUCAAUCAGUCAUCAAUCAAUCAAUCAGUCUUCCAGUCAUCAAUCAAUCAAUCAAUCAGUCAUCAAUCAGUCAUCAAUCAAUCAAUCAGUCGUCCAGUCUAACAGGCGUGAGGCUGCAACACACCUGGUCGACACUGGAGGGCAGCAGAGGGCAGGACAUCACAUCACAGGCUUCCAUUUUGAUACGUUCCUCUUGUACCAUUUCUACAACAAUAAAGUCACUUUUUAUGAAAUAUUA
Entelurus aequoreus (snake pipefish) is the source of this 2422-nucleotide messenger RNA. Its product is annotated as 7-dehydrocholesterol reductase-like. The transcript has 8 exons. Gene Ontology annotation, biological process: cholesterol biosynthetic process; brassinosteroid biosynthetic process. Gene Ontology annotation, molecular function: 7-dehydrocholesterol reductase activity. The coding region runs from base 135 to 1574 and encodes 479 amino acids. The record is from RefSeq and is a predicted model, not a curated record. NCBI's taxonomy places the organism in Eukaryota, Metazoa, Chordata, Actinopteri, Syngnathiformes, Syngnathidae. Gene Ontology annotation, cellular component: endoplasmic reticulum membrane.